CCACAGUCUGCCGCAGCCGCCCCGUUCCGUUCCAGAAUCGCAGCCCAAUUUCGCCAAGCCGAUCGAUCGAGAGCCAUGUCGGCCGCCAGCACCGAGACGAGCGCCCCGCCGCUGCCCUCCGCCGCCGGCCGCGUCUUCUUCCAGGCCGCGCCGGGCGUGGGCUGCGCCGGUUCGGCCGCCGCCGCCGCCGCCGUCGCCGCGGCCGCUGCGCUGGGUGGUGGCGGCGGCGGCGGCGGCCCCGACGACCCGGUGCAGAAGCGGCAGGGCAAAGUCACCGUCAAGUACGACCGCAAGGAGCUGAGGAAGCGGCUGGUGCUGGAGGAGUGGAUUAUCGAGCAGCUCAGCGAACUCUACGAUUGCGAGGAGGAGGAGAUGCCCGAAGUGGAGAUCGACAUCGAUGACCUUUUGGAGGUAGACGGCGACGACGAGAGAGCCGUCAAACUGCAGGAGUCCUUAAUAGACUGUUACAAACCAACAGAGGAUUUCGUCCGCGAGUUGCUGGGCAGGAUAAGAGGAAUGAGGAAGCUCAGCGCGCCGUCAAAGAAGGGUCUAUAAUGUCGGGGGGUGGGGCGGGACUCCCGACACCGCCUCAUUUUCUGCUGCCCGAUCCCUACCUUACCCGCGACACUUCACUAACUCAUCGGAAAAUAAGUCAAGCCCUCGCUCAAUGACAAGGACGCUUUCCUACGCUACCUUAGCGGACUGUUACGACGGCCAAAGUAGCAAAUCUGUCCAUGCAAAGGGAGGAAAUAAGUCUAUACACUGUACUGCAUUUGCAGUGAAAUCAGCUGUAGAGCUAUGCUAACUUUUGUUUUUACUGCUGUCACUGUUAUUUCCUGCUCAUCCACCCACCCUCCUGACAUUUGAACUUAUUUUCGCUAGCCUGUCGAGGAGAUUUUCAGUCAACCGCCCCGAAGGAUUAUAAUGCGAGUCGACUCGUGGCCAA
Messenger RNA from Corythoichthys intestinalis (scribbled pipefish), 946 nucleotides. RefSeq names its product protein phosphatase 1, regulatory (inhibitor) subunit 14C (gene ppp1r14c). Gene Ontology annotation, biological process: regulation of phosphorylation. Gene Ontology annotation, molecular function: protein serine/threonine phosphatase inhibitor activity. Lineage: Eukaryota; Metazoa; Chordata; Actinopteri; Syngnathiformes; Syngnathidae. Bases 76 to 555 code for a protein of 159 amino acids. Gene Ontology annotation, cellular component: cytoplasm. The record is from RefSeq and is a predicted model, not a curated record. The transcript is spliced from 4 exons.